Centropristis striata (black sea bass) is the source of this 1971-nucleotide messenger RNA. RefSeq lists its product as uncharacterized. Gene Ontology annotation, molecular function: alpha-N-acetylneuraminate alpha-2,8-sialyltransferase activity. The transcript is spliced from 14 exons. Gene Ontology annotation, biological process: N-glycan processing; oligosaccharide metabolic process. The coding region runs from base 1 to 1971 and encodes 656 amino acids. The record is from RefSeq and is a predicted model, not a curated record. Lineage: Eukaryota; Metazoa; Chordata; Actinopteri; Perciformes; Serranidae.
AUGCAACACUAUGUUGGGCCUGUGCCUGAUGGCCUUCAAGCAGUAGCACAGUACAGGGAACUUAAGACUGAACAGUGGUCCAUGAGAGUUUCCACAGGUGAUUAUCUAAAGGCAAGGGACAAAUUGAAGGCCUCACUGACAUGUAACACGUCAGAGUUGCAAACAGAUGACGAGGAGGAAGUGAUUACAAAAAGAAAGGUUAAGCCAAGGGUCAUCUUUGGAGAUACAGACUCUGAGUCUGAAGACAGGGAGCCAGAGAGGGCUAAAAAGAGGAGAAACAUCAGUCUCUCUCAGACUCCAUUGCCUCCUAUUCCACCCCCUACUCCUGAUGUACCCAAUAGCCACCAAUACACUGAAUCGUCUCGCUUUGCAGCUGCUCAGCUGCACAUCCUGACAUUGCUGGAGCACAUUAAGGAACAACAAAUGCAGCUUGCCACUGCAGUGAACAACCUUGCGGCAAGAAUGGGGACCGAAACUCCUGUGGCUGAAAUGCCUCAUGAAAUCAGUCUCCCACUGGCUACCAUGCCUGAGGUUGAGGAUCUGGAGCAGUGGUUGAGAAAUCCAGCAAACGCCCGUGGGAAACAGAACAUGAUUUCUGCAUUGGGUGCUGUGGGAGGUGAAAACCUCAAGAAGGUGAUAUGGAAUAUCCUCUCCAGGCUGUUUGCCAAUGAGAGUGCAAAGGCAAUGAACUGGAAGGGGAUGAAUGGGAAGAGGUCCUUUAAAGAAAUGCAGGCGAGAACCCUGCUGAUCAGAGCUGUAAGGAAGAAUGCUGCUGCCACCAGCGCAGCAGACACACAAAUUGAUGCCCACGCCAUCCGCUGGUUUAAUUUGGCCACUGACCGUGGUGGUGGCCGAAGGGAGCGGGAACGGGCCAAAGAGGCAUUAACUGAGAUCAUUAACCUCAGCAAUGUGGAACCUUACAGACCACCUCGUCAUAAGAAAAGUCCUCCUCGACUUUCUGAACUCUGCAAAGGCUGCAGGGAGGUCAUUGCCAAAGUAAAAGAGCGUUACUCUCAAAACUGGAUGAAGCAGGGAAACAAUUACACAAAGUUCAGAUCUGAGCUGAGCAGCAAGUGUAAUGGUUUUGACAAGGCCAUCAUUACCCAGGCCAACACUCCAGUGGGAUCCAAGAUUGUGUACGAUGGAGAAAAGAAGAGGAGCCUCGAGGUGACCCCGGAGAUUUUCAGCACCUUUGCAAAGAGGCAUCCAUUUAAAAAUAAAACAUGGGACACGUGUGCUGUUGUUGGGAACGGAGGGAUCCUGACUGACAGCGACUGUGGAAAGAUGAUCGAUUCAGCUCAGUUUGUUUUCAGGUGUAACCUUCCUCCAUUGGAAGAUGGCUAUGAGAAAGAUGUGGGCACCAAGACUGACCUUGUGACAGCAAACCCAACAAUCUUUCAAAAGAAGUACGGGGCUCUAAUGGGACGUCGGCGUCCGUUUGUGGAGAGCCUGCGAAUCUAUGGUGACUCCCUGCUGCUCCUUCCUGCCUUCUCCUUUGGGUUCUGCACUCCUCUGUGCAUGAGGGCCCUCUAUGCCACUGAGGACUUUGAAAGCCCCAUUCGGCCCGUCUUCUUAAACCCUGAAUACCUCCAGAAACUGGCUGUCUUCUGGCGCUCCCAAGGCAUAAAAGCAGCAUGGCUCAGCACCGGCAUAAUGAUGACUAGCCUGGCACUGGAACUCUGUUCUAACGUGCAUCUGUACGGGUUCUGGCCCUUCAGUAAUCACCCACAUGGACUCUAUGCCCUGACUAACCACUACUACGAUGAUGUAAAAGCUAACAGAGGACUCCACACCAUGACAGCUGAGUUUGACCUCUUGCUGCAGCUGCACAGUCAGGGGGUGCUCAGGCUUCACCUGGAAGAUUGUCGGCCAGUUCCAGCUGACAUUGGGCGAGAGGCGGGUACACCCUCCUUAAAUCCGUCAACUGAGCUGCAUGUGACUGUGGGAGGAAGCUGGAUGACCAGUGACUGA